This is a messenger RNA of Talpa occidentalis (Iberian mole), 5195 nucleotides long. RefSeq names its product HCLS1 binding protein 3 (gene HS1BP3). Lineage: Eukaryota; Metazoa; Chordata; Mammalia; Eulipotyphla; Talpidae. Bases 21 to 1196 code for a protein of 391 amino acids. Gene Ontology annotation, molecular function: phosphatidylinositol binding. The record is from RefSeq and is a predicted model, not a curated record. The transcript is spliced from 7 exons.
GCGCCCGGAGACCCGCGGCCAUGCAGCCCCCGGCCGUGCUCGUCACCUCCAGGCGAGUUCAGAAUGCCCACACGGGCCUCGACCUGACUGUGCCCCAGCACCAGGAAGUGCGGGGCAAGAUGUUGUCAGGCCACGUGGAGUACCAGAUCCUGGUGGUCACCCAGCUGGCUGCGUUCAAGUCGGCCAAGCACAGGCCCGAGGAUGUCGUCCAGUUCUUGGUCUCCAAAAAGUACAGCGAGAUUGAGGACUUCUACCAGAAACUGACCAGUCGCUAUCCGGGGGCCAGCCUGCCCCCACUCCCCAGGAAGGUGCUGUUUGUGGGGGAGUCUGACAUCCAGGAGAGAAAAGCCGUGUUCAAUGAGAUCCUGCGCUGUGUCUCCAGGGACGCGGGGCUGGCGGGCAGCCCUGAGCUGCUAGAAUUCUUAGGCACCAGAUCCUCAGGGGCUGCAGAUCUCAUCGGCAGAGACUUCUCUGUCUUGGAUGCAGACAGCCAGGCAGGGGAUGACGGGGAGGCUUUCAGCUUCUUUGAGCAGCAGGAUCAAGUGGAGGGUGAGGGCCCGCACAUCCUGGGCCUGAAGAUGGAGGAUGCAGGGCAGUCAGAAGAGGAAGAGGAGGAAGUGCUGGACCCGCUGGGCAUCAUGCGCUCCAAGAAGCCCAAGAAACUCCCUGAAGUGGCCCCGAAGGCCAGGCCCUCGCCCCGGCUCACCAUCUUUGAUGAGGAGGGGGACCCGGACGAGGCCCUGUUUGGCCCGAGCAGGAAGCUGUCCCCUCAGGGCCCUGCAGAGGACAAGUUCCCCAGGGACUCCCUGAAGUUGUUUGAUGACCCUGACCUCGGUGGGGCUGUCCUCCUCGGUGACCCCUUACUGCUGCCGGCUACCCGAGAGUGUGGAGGACCCACCUCCCCCCUGGGCCGCAGGGAGACUUCCGAGGAGUUGUUCAGAGUUGAAGAGGACUUGGACCAGAUUCUGAACCUAGGGUCUGAGCCCCAACAACGGCCCAAGCCCCAGGCCAGGUCCAAGCCACCAGUGGCAGCUAAGCCAGCGCUCCCCAGAAAGCCAGUGGUUCCCCCCACAGCGGCCCCAUCCAAAGCUGAAGCCAAGCAGCAGCAGCAGAUCCAGGCCAUGGACGAGAUGGACAUCUUGCAGUAUAUCCGGGACCAUGAUGCACCUGACCAGGCAGCCCCCAGCCUCUUCUGAACCUCCACCUUUGCAAUGGCCUUGACACCCAUCAGGGGGUGGGAGAGGGGUGGAAGCCCCCCAACCAUAGGACCCUGUACCGCCUUGUUGCUUUUUCUCCUGGCCUGUGGGGUCAUGGAACCCUGCAGGGUACAAAGAACAAGGUCACCAUAGGAAUUGGAGCCCAAAUUAUCUCAGCCACAUGGAUGUGGAGGGGAGGCUAUUCGUGGGGAGGCCUCGCCAACCCAGGGAUGGAGUGAGGCUGGGGUGCUGUACUCGAGCAGGAAAACUUUGUGCCUACCCAUGCCCACGGCUCUGCCCACCCCCCAUGCAGGAAGGAGGGCUUGGCUGACCUAGGCUGGGGCGUGGGGGUUCCCUUUGUCAAGCUUCUAGGAAUCUCUGGCAGCAGGGCUCCUGGGGACCUGCAAGCUCUGGGAGGGUCCCCAGCACAGGGAUGCUGAGUGGGUGCCCAGGAGAGCCUGGCUGAGUUGGGGUCACCUUGAACCACCAAUAGUUACCUAUGCAGGGUGCUUACCCACGUGUCCCAGCUCAAGGGAUCCAUCCAGCCCAGCCCUCCGGGUGGGUGCAGAUGGCCUGGCAAGCCCGGUCUGCCCCCACAUUCCCAGGAAACGCCCGGUCAGCCAUGGCUGCCUUGGGCUUCUGGCCUUGCACCCCACGUCCACCCUUGCAGCUCUGGCAGAGUGUGUCACGGCAUCCUCCAGAGCUCCACAGGCCGGGGGUCCCACGGGGGUGAGGCCACAUCUCUCCAGGUGCUGCCUGAGGGCCCACCUGUCCAGGGUGGGAGCUGUCCUGUCCUCCAGGUCUGGACAUGCUCACCGGCCUUUCACCAGUGGGCGCUGCCUUCCAGGGAGCAGGAGCCCUGUGCCUUAGACGCCUCCGGACCCCGCGCCCCAGCGCGCAGUCCAGGGCAGCAUGGUGCUCAGGAACGCCGCAGUGAUUGCAGGAGGCUUGUUGGAGCAAAGGCUUUGUUUGUGUGUCUGCUGCAGUCCUCACAUUCAGAGCUGGUGUUUAAGGAAACAAACCAUGUUUUUAAUGAAAUAGAACCAUGUUGUCCUUUGGCUCGUCCUCCUUGACAGGCUCUGGAGAGGGGUUUGCUGGGGAAUAGGACCCUGGGCCAACCCCGAGAGAACCCUCCUGACCCACAUGGGCUGUUUGCUGCCCACAGAGGUUGGGAGCCCCUCGUCUGCCCUGGGCUCACCAGCCCCUGGUCAGCUGCAUCCAGUCCCAGCAGGCCCCUCCCCUGGGCCAGAGAGAGAGGAGAGAGAUGCUUCUUCCCUCUGCCUUCCCCGGGCUCCCAGGGCCCCCUUCCCAGGGCUCUGAGCUGACUGCCCGGCCCCAGCCCAGCACCUGUGUGCGUUUCCCUCACACCCCACCCCAUCCACACCCUGCAACCCGAAGCAGAUGCCUCCCCCACCCAGCCCCCUCUGCCCCUCCCUCCCUGCUUCUGACCCCACGCCCCAGUGUGUGACAUAGGAACAGAGGUGCAGCCAGGUGACCUGGGGACCCUCCACCCUGGUGCUGGUUCCAGCUCAGCAGCCUGGCGUCCUCCAGACACCUCAGUGAGGACCUGCGCGUCCCCAGUCAGAUGCUGGACCCACAAGUCUGUGACCUACUGGCCAAUCAGUGAUGCCCAGACUUCCAAUAAAGUUUGCCAGUGACUCAUUCCAGCCUUUGCUGCUGGCUUUCUAUUUUGUGCCUAGGCUACAGGGUACAAUGUGGGGGGAUCUUCCACAGCUCAACAAGUGGAGCUGCCCUUGAAGCACCCCAGGCUCUUCUGAGUCUCUGCCAGGCUGCUGCUUGAUGGGGUGGGCUAGUGCAAGGGGAGGAGUCCCCUGGGGAACCACACAGUGGGCCAGGCCCUGUGUGGGUCACCGGUCAGUAACCUCUCAUCCAGGGCUGUUUGGGAAAAGGAGCCUUCCCUUCUCCAGACCUCCCAUCGCCUUGGUGGAGAGGAUGGAGUGGGAACCAGGCUAGACGCUGUCUGGCCCUGUGCCCCUUCAGCUCCGACGCCAGACAGCCGCCUGCCUCCAACCCCUGCAGGCCCCGGUUCUCAGAUGCAGCUUCGUGUCUGGGGCCAGAGGGUCCGACACACGGGGGUCUGCAAGCCAACAGCCGCUGGAGGAGAAACGGGCCAGGAGGCAUUCCAAGUGCACCAGCCUCCCCCACACUUGGCCUGGAGUCUUGUAGCUGAAGGUAGGCCUGGGGCCUCGGCUCCGCGCACAAGCAGUGGGCCAUCUAGAGAAGGACCGCUCUGCCAACACGAGCCGGGAGUCCCCAGGGAAGGCCAACCCAGCUUUCAUUUGUAACAGCGGCGCUUGUUUGUUCUGAGGCCCUUGUGAGCGUGUGGACAGGAGGCACCGUCUGGGUUGGGGUCCCCCCCUCCCAUCUCACUUCCUCCCAGGAAGCCAGGACUCCAGCCAGUUCUCUGGGAAACCCCCAUCCUGGUGCCCGCCCUGGCCAGGCCUGUGUGGGCCCCGCUGCAGAGGGUCUUCCGUUGUCAGGUCUGGCUUCCCUUGACGUGUCUGUGGAAGUGUCUGACUCCAGCCUGGGGUGCUCCGGGGGCUGCCCCGAGGCUCCAGCUCUUCACCGGAUGCAGACUGGACGGGGUCAAAGGGCCCGAGGCCUGACUGCCCAGCUGCCAGUUGGGAGGUGUCACACCCUCUGUGUGGUGACUUACAUCCAGUGUGAGGCUCUGUUGUGUCUCCAGGAUACCUGAGGUGGAAAGUUCCAUACAGGUCUCAGCUCACCAGAUGUCCAGCUGAGCAUAUUCUGGGGAAGAGGGGCUGGAGCUACCAACAUGCGCCCUGCUUGUGACUGUGGCUGGAGAGCAGGUGCCUCAGUGCUGCUGGGGCUCUGGGGAAUGCUGGCUGCUCAGAGCCCCUUCAAGUGGCCACCUUUUAGUGUCAGGUGUUGGUGUGCCCACUCAGGGCCAACUCGGAGGGCUCCAAGCUGCUCCACCCAGUGCCCUGAGGCCUCGGUGGGGGGUGCUGACCACAGACCCAGGGGAGGAGUCAGCUGUAGGCACUGGGCAUGAAAAGAUCUAGGUUCCGGUCCAACUCGGCUCUAUGAUGUCCCCAACCCUCAGUGCCAAGGAAAGGGUCUUCCCUGGGGCUCCGAUGAGGAAGCAGGCGGACGACCAUCCUGUCCUUGUAUGGAGUUCCUGUGGGCUGGCCGCUCCCGUUCAUCACACGGGGACCCCUGCCCAGGACAAGCUGGGCACUACUACUAAGUGGUGGGCUGUUGGUGGGUUCCUGAGGACUCAAGUUCAACUCAGCCUGAACUCAUGCGCAUGGGCCCCAGGUGUGGGAUACGGUGAACACACCUGAUACCAAUGCUCGUCCCACUCCUGGCGAACUCCUGAGCCCUGCUGCCCAUGCCCUGGCCUCUGAGAAGAGCCCAGAGAUUUCAGUUCUUAGGCCACACUCAGGAUAAAGCUGGAGCAGGGAUUAAUGGGCCUAGGUCAGCCCCGGUCCUGAGUAGUAAGCUGGAGCAGGCAGCUCUCAUCCUGUGAGCUCUGAGUACCUCAGACCUACCUGUCAGCUCCACACCUACCUGAGGGGACUCCUCAGGAGGAAGCAGGGAGGGGUACUUCUGUUGGCUACUUGUGCGUGGCUGGUCGGAUUCUCUCAUUCACCGUUGCCGCCGUUAAUAUUGAAACCUCUGAAUCAAAAGCUACAUCUCUUUAUCCAACAGUGAAACUCCAAAUCUUGCCGAAAAUGACUCUCAAGAGCAACCCGUAGCACCAAAUGGAGGCUUAGCGGUACCCAGAGCUGUCCUGGCCACCAUCCUGGUGUCCUAGGAAGGUCUUCGUCACCCUCUCCCUGAUCUCCCAAGGCAGCGGGCCCUCUCGCUCCUCUUCCUCAGGUUGGUUUUCUUCCUCUGACAAGAGCGCUCCUGACUUCACAUGUGUUUCUGUUUUUCCUCCGGCCUUAAUAGCCACUUUGCUGACGUCCCCCUGAGAAGUGUCCUUGGUCCCAGAGGGUGAUUUUUUUUUUUUUU